CAGAAAUCCGACUGUGUUUGUGUGAGCCGCCGUUGACGGAAUUUAUCCGUUUGUUCUUCAGGAAGAUUCAUUCCACCAGAACAUGUUGCUUCCUCUCUGCAAUUCCAAUCACCAGUUCCCGUCUCUCUCCUCCCAAACCCUUAUCAAACCCUCGCUGCAAAUUCAAUGCCGUCGCCGUUCAGUAGUUCAAUUCAAAUCUCUCCGUCGGCCAACGUCGAUUUCCGCCGCGGCACUCGCAGCCGACACUCGAGUUCUUCCCCAAUCCGAAAUUCGUCGAAUAGCAGAGAAGCUUCGUAGCCUUGGGUAUGCAGAGAAAAGCGGCGGCAACCGCCCCGAAUCGGACGAAAGUGCAGCCACCGGCCGGAAUUCCCCCGGAGAAAUAUUUGUUCCGCUGCGGACCCGUUUACCGAUCAAACGGGUCGGGCAUACUCUGGACCCGAGCUGGAGCACGCCGGGUAACCCGGUUCCUGAACCCGGGGCGGGGAACGCGAUGCAGAGGUUUCACGAGUUAAGGCGCGGGGUUUUGGCGGAGGAGAAAGAGAGAGAGAAAGAGAGAAUCAAAAAACGUCGCGAGGGAAAGUUGGAGAAGGUGCCGACAUUGGCGGAGCUUACGUUGCCGAAGGAGGAACUGGCGAGGCUCACUACGAUCGGCAUUGGGCUGAGGAAGAAGUUGAAGGUGGGGAAAGCUGGGAUCACAGAGGGGAUUGUGAAUGGGAUUCACGAACGAUGGAGGCGCUCUGAGCUGGUGAAAAUCACUUGCGAGGAUAUAUGCAGGCUGAACAUGAAGAGGACUCAUCAGUUAUUGGAGAGAAAAACAGGAGGCCUAGUUGUUUGGAGAUCUGGAAGUAACAUAAUAUUGUACCGAGGGUCUAAUUACAAAUAUCCAUACUUUAUAACUGAUAGUUUAGAAGAUGAAACAUCUUCUGAGGAAUCUCCUGAUAUGGACAACAGUCAAACAACACUGAGUCAAGCACCAUUGUCGGCAACAAAUGCUGUAGAAUGUCCUGGGCAGGAUUCUGAUGUUCGGAUAUCUGAUCCAAAACUGGUGCAAGGGGUGGGUUUGCCAAAUAGGGUGCGAUUCCAGCUUCCAGGGGAGCUACAAAUUGUGGAAGAAGCCGACACUUUGCUAGAAGGACUUGGCCCUCGUUUUACCGAUUGGUGGGGGAAUGAUCCUUUGCCUAUUGAUGCUGAUUUGUUGCCAGCUGUAGUUCCUGGAUACCGGAGACCCUUCCGCCUGCUUCCAUACGGGGUUAAACCUAAACUCACUAAUGAUGAGAUGAAUACAUUACGGAGACUUGGCCGACCUUUGCCAUGCCAUUUUGCUUUAGGCAGAAAUAGGAGACUGCAAGGCUUGGCAGCUUCAAUGGUGAAGCUCUGGGAAAAAAGUGAAAUUGCAAAAAUUGCUGUGAAGAGAGGAGUUCAGAACACAAACAGCGAAAUGAUGGCCGAGGAGCUAAAGCGGCUGACUGGGGGAACUUUACUUGCAAGAGACAGAGAAUUCAUUGUUUUCUACCGAGGGAAGGAUUUCUUGCCGGCUGCAGUGUCUUCAGCUAUAGAAGAGCGGAGGAAAUACGGGAUGGGUAUGUCAGAAACUAGAACGAACAAUUCAAAGGAACAUGAGCAUGGAAACAAAGAUGCUGAUACCGAGGAAGAUGAAGAAAAUGACCCAAAUUUAACAGGCCAUUUCGGUAAAAGGAAGCUGAGGUUCUCAGAGGCUGCCGUCGAGAGAACCAACACCAAAUUGUCCUUGGCCUUAGAGAAAAAGGCAAGGGCAGAGAAGCUUUUAGCAAGGCUGAAGGAGGAAGAGAAACCUCAGAAACCCGAAACAGAUAAAGAGGGCAUUACCGAAGAAGAAAGAUACAUGUUGAGAAAAGUCGGUCUGAGGAUGAAACCAUUCCUUCUCCUGGGUCGGCGAGGAGUUUUUGAUGGAACAGUCGAAAACAUGCACCUGCAUUGGAAAUACAGGGAACUGGUGAAGAUAUGUGUUGGCAGAGGGAGCUAUAAUGAGAUACAUGAAAUAGCUCGGACUUUAGAAGCCGAAAGUGGUGGAAUUCUUGUAGCAAUUGAGCGAGUCAGUAAAGGUUUUGCAAUCAUUGUUUAUCGUGGAAAAAACUAUACGCGCCCAGCUUCUUUGAGGCCUAGAACACUUUUAAGCAAAAGGGAAGCGCUGAAACGUUCGAAAGAAGCACAACGCCGUGAGUCCUUACAAUUACGCGUUCUAAAGCUCAGCAGGGAUAUCGAUGAAAUGAAGCUGAAAAUGGCCAAAGAUGAAGAUGCAAAUGAUACACGGUCGACAGAAGAUCAGGAACAUGUUAUUGAGAAUGAGAUUAAUGAAAUAGAUAACAAUGCAACUCACGAAGAUCCUGAAAUUGAUUACGAGUCGAUCUCUGAGGACAGCGUCGCAGAGGCUAUUGAAUGCCGGAGCACUGAUGUGGCCUCUACUGAGCCUGAGGAUUUUAUGCACACUCCAAAAGAUUCUCUGCAUAUUGAUCGACAUUAUUUGUUUGAAACUACUGAAACAGAGAUUCGACAGCAACCCUUACCAAAAAGACCAGAAGGUUUUCUGAACCUAAACAGGCAAAGUGGAAACACAAAACUCUUACACCCUCGCCGGUCUCAAUACCAAACAAGAUCUUCAACCACUACUUACCACCAGCCUGAAUCGAGAGGUGGAGAUUCCCAUGUCCAUGGUCGUGAGAACUCUGAACUAGAACCACCUUGUGCAGAGAAAGCUACAGAUGUGAAGCCACCAUUGAUGCCGUUAAGAGCGACACAGCUUUCUAACAGAGAGAGAUUGAUUCUAAGAAAGCGGGCACUGAAGAUGAAAAAAGCACCUUUGCUUGCAGUCGGAAAGAGCAAUGUCGUCACCGGAGUUGCCAAAGCAAUAAAAGCGCACUUUGAAAAGCACCCUCUCGUUGUUGUGAACAUCAAAGGCAGAGCCAAAGGUACAUCAGCACAAGAGGUGAUAUACAAUCUGGAGCAAGCUACCGGUGCCAUUCUUGUAUCCCAAGAACCUAGCAAAGUAGUCCUCUACAGAGGAUGGGAUUCGGGAACAGAACCAGAACAAGAAAAAGCCAUCAAAAAGGUGAAUAACAAUGACUCGGAUGGUGUUUGGGCUAAGCCUCGACCGACUGUAUCUCCUGAACUCAUAUCAGCACUUCGACUUGAGUUUGAUUUGGAAAAUGUCGACAGCGAGCAUGUUGCUUCUGAUGCUACACUUCCUUAAAGUUUACAUUUGGAGACACUCCAUGCACGUCAGCAAAGGGAUCUGAAGACUUAGAAUCUAUCAAACUAAUUUAUGUAUAUUUAUUUUUAACAUAUAUAUUUUUAUUUUCUAAUUUUUCAAAUUUAAAUUUUAUUAACAAACAAUUAAUUUUAA
Andrographis paniculata is the source of this 3379-nucleotide messenger RNA. RefSeq names its product CRM-domain containing factor CFM2, chloroplastic. Gene Ontology annotation, molecular function: mRNA binding. Bases 83 to 3226 code for a protein of 1047 amino acids. Gene Ontology annotation, biological process: RNA splicing, via transesterification reactions. The transcript has 14 exons. Lineage: Eukaryota; Viridiplantae; Streptophyta; Magnoliopsida; Lamiales; Acanthaceae. The record is from RefSeq and is a predicted model, not a curated record.